Messenger RNA from Rhopalosiphum padi (bird cherry-oat aphid), 4109 nucleotides. Its product is annotated as interaptin-like. The record is from RefSeq and is a predicted model, not a curated record. Gene Ontology annotation, biological process: establishment of epithelial cell polarity; cilium assembly. NCBI's taxonomy places the organism in Eukaryota, Metazoa, Arthropoda, Insecta, Hemiptera, Aphididae. The coding region runs from base 117 to 2306 and encodes 729 amino acids. The transcript has 10 exons. Gene Ontology annotation, cellular component: ciliary transition fiber; ciliary basal body; centriole.
GGAGCAUGAUUAUUCAGUUAAGCCUUAGAUACAAGACCAACAAAUUAGAAUGUGCUAUAAUCUAAAUCAAUAUAAUUUUGUUGUUAAUUUAAAGCAAGUAAUUUAAUAAAUAAAAAAUGACAGGGUCAUCAGUCGACAAUUGGGACGUAUUAGACGAUUUGAUCACUAGAGAUGAAAGCGAAAGAAAAGAUCAAGAAAAAAUGUAUGCCAAUACAAAUAACGAGGUGCGAAGACCGACAUCAUUGACCGCUUCAAGGAAAACGACAACAGACGAUUGGCUGGGCCUGCGUCCGAAAAGCAACGUGGAGAUACCGUCGUACGAACCGUCAUCAUACGACAACGGUGGACAGAAUGUGUCGAGGCGUCAUGACUUUAGGCGACAGAGCACGCAACAGCGAACAUCCCGUUCGGCGGGCUUGUUGUUCAGCGACGACGAAGAUGACGUUAAGAAGAAUAAAACCACCACUAGAAACGUUUUUGACUCGUCAACCGAUACCACGUACCGUGGUACGGGUGCAAGUGCUGUGCCAUUACUAACCACGGCAACGACUACGGUCAACGAAAACGCCGUCGACCGGACGAGGACUGCGGUUUUCGAGUCACAGACAUUGUCGAAACGCCGGGAGACAUCACCGUCAAUCACGGUCGCCAAAAAAACAGCGGCAGCCACAGAAAAUAUUCCUUCUUGGUUGAACGGUUUAAUACAUAAUACAGAUGAAACGACCGCCCUGACUACCGCUCCGCAAUCUACUCAACAUAUUUUAUCCACUGAUAAAAUAGUUGAUACGGAUGUUCCACAAAAAACUGAAAAAGUUGAGCAAUUUGCCGAAGAAAAAUCGGCUUCGAUUUUAUCCUUGCUUAGAGGAAAAGACAGUAUCCAAACUUCCAUGUUGAAAUUGAUUCAAGAAUUAGCUAAAAAAAAACAAGACAUACAACAGGCUGCAAUAACACUGAUUCAAGAUCAACAAAAUAGCGAUCUCCUUAUUAAAGCGUUGUUAAUGGAUAAUAGUUAUUCUACAAUGAACCCCGAUGGACAAGAAUUAGAACGUCUGAGAUCUGAGAAUCACAAAUUCCAACUGACAAACGAUCAUCUUUCAAAAAAACAUGAAUUAGAAUUAGAUGCCUUAAAGACUAAAUAUGAAUUACAGCAAAAUGUGUUGCAUGAGAAACUAGACCGUUAUGAAGAGCGCGUAAAUGAGCUGGAAGAAGAACGAAAAGCCGAUAUGACGGAACGAAAAGAAAAUGAAAAGUGUUUAAAAGAUAUGUAUGAAGAAAGGUUACGCUUGAUUCAUGAGAGUCAUUUAAUAGAUCUUAAGCAAACUACUGAAGUACAAAGAAUUAAAAUGAACCAUUUGGAAGAAAUUGAAUCUAGUUUACGUGAUUCAAAACCAAGGCGCCUGACCAGCGAAGAAAUGACCGCUAGAGAGAUCUCAAUUACCGCUCAAAACAAACAACUUAAAGAUUUACAGGAAGAAAUAGAUAAGCAAAUGGCCACGUUGGAAGGAGAAAAGUCUGCACUUCAAAUGAAAAUCGAAGAAUUCGAAUCAAGAAAUCAACGAGAACGAAACGAACUAGAACUCUUAAAUAAAGAGCUAAAACGAUCAAUGAAAGCAUUUGAGGAUGGUCGUAAGACAUGGCAACGAGAGAAAAAAUCAGAAACACAAUACAUCGAAAGUAGGAAACAAGAGUUAGAGGAUGUUCGAUCGUCAGUCAUUGAAGAACAGCGAAAAUUAGCAGAAGAACGGUUUGAAGUGGCUUCGGAGCGAUACAAACUCGAAACCAUGCUAAAAUUAGAUACUGGUACGGGAACUGAUUUAAUACAAGCCAAAGUGGAAGUUAAAGAGAGUUUUAAGGAGCUAAAAAGAAAAGAAAAAGAAUUAGAUAAACGAUUAGAACACAUUAAAGAAUUAGAAAAACGUUUAGCCGAAGAAAAAAACAAGUUACAAGAGCUAGACGAUGAGAUUAAAAUGAAAUCAAUUCGUGCUGAAAAAAUGUUUAAGAUGGCACUUUCAAAACAAGAAGAAGGUCUAAAGGCUUUAGAGAAUGCAAAAGAUAUUCAAAAUAAGUUUGAUAAAAAAGGUAAAGAUAUUCAUAAUCGACUGUUGGAUGUAAUAAAACGGGAAGAAAAUAUUGUCAUGGAAGAAACUAAAAUAUCCAAAGAAAAAGAUGAGUUUAGCAAAUUACGAAAAAAACUUGAUCUGGUUCUACCUCAAUUGUCCGGAGAUGAAAUGCGUUUUUUAGAUCCUAAUUUAAAUAAAUAUGAACCUGAAAAGGAAGUAUAUUUUAAGAAAACUCAAUUAUACUAAUUGUAAGUUUUGUAUAAAUGUUGAUUCAAGUGGCGGAUUUGGACGUGGAUUCACCUCAUUGCCACGCCUCCUAUGGGGUUUUUUUUUGUUACUCGUAAAAGCGCGUCUAAUAUGACAUAAUGACUACAUAAAAUUCAUAAAUCAUAAACUCAUAAUUAUAACUUCAAACUUAAUUGAAUAAAUAAAUUUGAAUAUCUUAUCAAUUUUUAUUAUUUGAUAAAUUUUGAUUAUCAAUACAAAUUAUCGAAUUUAAAUAACAAUAUAAUAUAUUUUUCAAAACAAAUUAUAACCACAAUUUAUUUAUUUAAUAUCGAAUAAGUGUUAGAUUUUUGUAGCUUAUUAUUAUUUUUUUUUUAGAACAGAUGUCUAAUGACAUCAAUGAAGGUUUAGAUAUUGAAAUAUUUAUUUUUAGGUUUUUUUUUAGACAGUUUAAGUCGUUUAAGAAUUAUUUAGUCAAAUCAUUUAUAGUCAUUUAUAGACAAAUUUUGAGGGUCGGAUUAUUGGAAAUUUAUUUUUAAGGACUAUUGAACUGAGGACGUGUCCAGUUGUCCAGAACGACCAAACUCCAUGAAAUUAUUAAAAAACGUUUUAAACGUAAAAAAAAUAUAUAAAUGUGGGCAACUUCCGAGUGCGUCCCAAAAUGUUCCUUAUUUAAUGUUCCGAAUGCGUCCGAAAUAAGGUCUCGCCCUAAGAGAAAAAGAUCACUACUUUGACGUAGCCCAAAAAUAUAAAUAUAUCUAAAUAAAUAAAUCAUAUCAAGAGAUUUGUUUAGUUUUGUAUUUCCGUAUUUUAUUGACUGAUCUAAUUUUUUUAGAUAUAUGAUUAGAAGUUUGAAUCAAAACGUUUGUGUCUAUUUUAAUUUUUGUUAACAUUUCUAAGAAGGAAUAUAUGUCCGGAUGAGGUGUGUAAAAACAUUAAUUCAAUUUUGAAUGGAAGCUUUACACAUCACUACACAUAUUGCACGUGGUUGUCAAAGACUAGUUACGAAUAAUAUGUUUCUACGUAUGGAAAUAAAUGUAAACUAACACAUUGCAAUAUUAUUAGUUAUCAAUGUAUUUUAUCCAUAAAGAUAAAUAUUGUUAGCAAUAAUAUCGCGGACGCACAUGGGAUAUACCAAAAUUUUUAGCGAUAUUAUUGCGGACGCAGUUGGGCUAUUAAAAAGGUACGAUAUGAUUAACGGGACACACUCGGGCGACGCCCAUAAAUGCAUAGUAUAUUAAAACAUUUAAAACCACGGUUAUCUACAUGGGUUAGAUAACCGUGUUUAAAAACAUAUUUGGACCUUAACCAUCCUUCAUGAUCUUCAGAUCCGCUACUGGUUGAUUCAUACAUUUUUUAUUAAAUUUUUAACUUUAUAAUUAUACAAUUUUACUGAGAAAAUAUGAUCUAUUUAUUAAAUUACUUUAUUAAAAUAAUUCCCUCUAUUUGCUUUUUCUUUAUACUUACCAGUUAACAUAUACCAACAUUUAUUCACCAACAACUUUAAACAAAUAAAAAAAAAUAUUAAACUGAACUGUGACCCAAUCUUACUAAGGAAAAAAUUUACCCUAGUCUAACUUAAUAUGCACCUUACACCCUAAGUUUAAACUGAGGUUCUAACAAAACAUACUGAGUACCUACCGACUACAAAUAAAUUUAUAAAUAGAAUCGUUUCCAGUCAUUAUAUUAAAUUUAUUAUAGUGUUGGUUAUCUCCAAUUGUGCAUUAUAGUUUGUACAUAAGUAUAUGCUGCAUAAAUUAAUGUUGUUAGCUAUUUGUUAUAUGUAUUAAAUAUUAAUAACUGAAGAAGAAUUGAAGAAGUAUA